CCCUCGCCUAGCGACUCCAUCCGCUCGCUGACCAGCCGGCCCAGCACCCGGGGCCUCACCCAUCUCCGCCUCCACCGACCCUGGCUGCAGGCCCUGCUCACGCUGGGGCUGACCCAAGUGCUCCUGGGCAUCCUGGUGGUAACCUUCAGCAUGGUGGCCUCCUCCGUCACCACCACCGAGAGCAUCAAAAGGUCCUGCCCGUCUUGGGCCGGGUUCUCGCUGGCGUUCUCCGGGGUAGUUGGCAUUGUGUCCUGGAAGCGGCCAUUCACUCUAGUGAUCUCUUUCUUCUCCUUGCUCUCGGUGCUCUGUGUCAUGCUCAGCAUGGCUGGCUCUGUCCUCUCCUGUAAGAACGCUCAGCUGGCCCGGGACUUCCGACAGUGCACGAUGGAGGGGAAGGCCUGUGUGUGCUGCCCCCCUGUGCCCCUCCCCCGGCCCUGUCCAGAGCCAGGGCGGGAGCUGAAAAUUGCCCCCAACUCUACCUGUGAGGAAGCCCGAGGUGCCCUCAAGAACCUGCUCUUCAGUGUCUGUGGACUCACCAUUUGUGCCGCCAUAAUCUGUACCGUCUCUGCUAUUGUCUGCUGCAUCCAAAUCUUCUCCCUGGACCUCGUGCACACGCUGGCCCCCGAGCACUCUGUCUCAGGCCCCCUGGGGCCACCCACCUGUGCGGCCUCUCCUCCGGCCCCACUCCUGCACACCAUGCUGGCCCUGGAGGAAUUUGUCCCACCGGUGCCCCCGCCACCCUACUACCCCCCAGAGUAUACCUGCAGCUCCGAGACAGACGCACAGAGCAUCACGUACAACGGCUCCAUGGACAGCCCUGUGCCCUUGUACCCUACUGACUGCCCUCCUUCUUAUGAGGCUGUCAUGGGCCUGCGAGGAGACAGCCAGGCCACUCUGUUUGACCCUCAGCUUCACGACGGCACCUGCAUGUGCGAGCGAGUGGCCUCCAUUGUGGAUGUGUCCAUGGACAGCGGGUCCCUGGUGCUGUCGGCCAUCGGCGACCUCCCGGGCGGCUCCAGCCCAUCCGAGGACUCGUGCCUGCUGGAACUGCAGGGCUCAGUGCGCUCCGUGGACUACGUGCUCUUCCGCUCCAUCCAGCGCAGCCGCGCCGGCUACUGCCUCAGCCUGGACUGCGGCCUGCGCGGCCCCUUCGAGGACAGACCCCGGCCCCGCAUCCCGCCUCCUCCGCUGCCGCGGUCGCACAGUGACCCGACCUUAGCCACCUCCGGCGACACCGCUGACUUCAGGGACUUCUGUACCAAAGUGCUUGAGGAAGAAGCUGCCUCCGUUUCCUCUGCAGACACAGGGCUCUGCUCCGAAGCCUGCCUCUUCCGCCUGGCCCGCUGCCCGUCCCCCAAGUUGCUCCGAGCUCGCUCAGCAGAGAAGCGGCGCCCCGCGCCCACCUUCCGCAAGGUGCCCUUGCCCUCGGGCCCUGCACCUGCCCACUCUCUGGGGGACCUGAAAGGAAGCUGGCCAGGCCGGGGCCUGGUCAGCCGUUUCCUCCAGAUGUCC
Molecule: messenger RNA, 1512 nt
Organism: Fukomys damarensis (Damara mole-rat)
Lineage: Eukaryota; Metazoa; Chordata; Mammalia; Rodentia; Bathyergidae
Gene: Entrep3
Product: family with sequence similarity 189 member B
Exons: 12
Cellular component (GO): membrane
Source: RefSeq, a predicted model, not a curated record